UCUCGAUCCGCUCCCACCCCCCGGGCUUCCUCCGCGCUCGCCCGGCCCGCCGCCGCCUCGGCUGCCGCGGCGUCCGGCUCCAGCCCCGCGCGGGCGUCCGUCACCGCGCCGCGCCGCGGGCCGGACGAUGCCCAGGAAGCUGCUGCUGCUGCCCCCGCUGUCCGCGCGCUCGGCCUCCCGCGCCCCGCGAGCCCGGCCCGCCGCCUCGCCGGCCAUGAACGCCGCCCGCGCCGGCUACCGAGUCUUCUCGGCCAACUCCACGGCCGCCUGCACCGAGCUGGCCAAGCGCAUCACCGAGCGCCUUGGUGCUGAAUUAGGGAAGUCUGUUGUAUACCAAGAGACCAAUGGAGAAACAAGAGUUGAAAUCAAGGAAUCUGUUCGUGGCCAAGAUAUUUUCAUUAUCCAGACAAUACCCAGAGAUGUGAACACAGCUGUGAUGGAGUUACUGAUCAUGGCCUAUGCACUGAAGACAGCCUGUGCCAGGAAUAUCAUUGGCGUCAUCCCCUACUUCCCCUACAGCAAGCAGAGCAAGAUGAGGAAGAGGGGCUCCAUUGUGUGCAAGCUCCUGGCAUCCAUGCUGGCCAAAGCCGGUUUAACUCACAUUAUCACUAUGGAUCUUCACCAAAAGGAAAUACAAGGCUUUUUCAGCUUUCCCGUGGACAACCUUAGAGCCUCACCUUUCCUGCUUCAGUAUAUCCAGGAAGAAAUUCCAAACUACAGAAAUGCAGUCAUUGUGGCUAAGUCUCCUGAUGCUGCGAAAAGGGCCCAGUCCUAUGCGGAGAGGCUACGCCUGGGGUUGGCAGUGAUCCACGGGGAAGCUCAGUGCACAGAGCUGGACAUGGACGAUGGGCGGCACUCCCCGCCGAUGGUGAAGAAUGCCACUGUGCACCCUGGCCUGGAGCUGCCUCUGAUGAUGGCCAAAGAGAAGCCGCCAAUCACAGUGGUGGGAGAUGUCGGGGGGCGCAUCGCCAUUAUCGUGGAUGACAUCAUCGACGAUGUGGAGAGUUUUGUCGCUGCUGCAGAGAUCCUGAAGGAGAGAGGUGCUUACAAGAUCUAUGUCAUGGCCACGCAUGGCAUCCUGUCCGCUGACGCCCCCCUCCUGAUUGAGGAGUCCUCCAUUGAUGAGGUGGUGGUAACAAAUACUGUCCCUCAUGAGGUUCAGAAGCUACAGUGUCCCAAGAUAAAGACUGUGGAUAUCAGUCUGAUUCUUUCUGAAGCAAUUCGGAGAAUCCACAACGGAGAGUCCAUGGCGUACCUCUUCCGGAACAUCACAGUGGAUGACUAGCCUGCAGGUGCCUCGACCCUGGAACUGCAGAGAACAACACUACAGAAGAGCACCACGGUUAUGUGCAGUGUUUGCUGGCAGGGGAGGAUUGAGCAGUCUCUCACCCAGACUGCUUGGGGAGGAGGCAAUAAGAUAGGCAGGGGAGACGUGAGGGAAUAAUCAAGAGGCCCUAAGUGUCUACCCUCUUCCUUAGCAGAACUUGCAGAAGCUCUCUUGAACAGAAGCUGAAAAUCUAGUUGCUCAUGAAUAGGGCUUAAUUGUAUUGUUCACCCAGUGUUUGAGCUCUGGGGAUCACAGGUGUCAUAUUGAACUUGGUCAGGGAAUGGAAUGGCCCUGGCAUUGGUUUUGCCUAGUUGUCCUCUCCCUAGUCAAGCUUAUAUGUCUUUUAUAUAGAGUAUCUUAUUUUUCUUUCAGAAACUACUGUGCCAGCUGGGUGUGGUAGCUUACACCUGUAUCACAGCAUUUGGGAGGCUGAGGUAGGAGGAUCAAGGUUUGAGGCAGCUUGGGCUACAAAGCAAGUUAAAGUCAGCCCAGGCUGCAUAGUGAGACACUGCCUCAAAAAAGUAAGAACAAAAUAAGCUAACAGAAACUGCUGUGCCUACUGUCAUCAGACAAACAUUUGUGUCCCUGCUCCUCUUGAGGUUUCAGUUAGAAAAUAGGUCCCAUCUCUGGGUAACUGCAUUACUCUGAAGUUGCAAAUAAAAAGACUUUUUGUCUC
Molecule: messenger RNA, 2003 nt
Organism: Perognathus longimembris pacificus (Pacific pocket mouse)
Lineage: Eukaryota; Metazoa; Chordata; Mammalia; Rodentia; Heteromyidae
Gene: Prpsap1
Product: phosphoribosyl pyrophosphate synthetase associated protein 1
Exons: 10
Coding region: 128-1285 (385 amino acids)
Biological process (GO): purine nucleotide biosynthetic process; 5-phosphoribose 1-diphosphate biosynthetic process
Cellular component (GO): ribose phosphate diphosphokinase complex; cytoplasm
Molecular function (GO): magnesium ion binding; ribose phosphate diphosphokinase activity
Source: RefSeq, a predicted model, not a curated record